Messenger RNA from Elephantulus edwardii (Cape elephant shrew), 1053 nucleotides. RefSeq names its product inhibin, beta C (gene INHBC). Gene Ontology annotation, cellular component: extracellular region. Lineage: Eukaryota; Metazoa; Chordata; Mammalia; Macroscelidea; Macroscelididae. Gene Ontology annotation, molecular function: hormone activity; cytokine activity; growth factor activity. Gene Ontology annotation, biological process: SMAD protein signal transduction; BMP signaling pathway. The coding region runs from base 1 to 1053 and encodes 350 amino acids. The transcript has 2 exons. The record is from RefSeq and is a predicted model, not a curated record.
AUGACUUCCUCACUGCUCCUGGUCUUCGUGUUCCUGACUUUGGUCAUAGUGGCUACUCCCAGAACUGGUGGUCAGUGUCCGGCAUGUGGGGGGCCCACAUUCGACCUGAAGAGCCAACGGAAGCUACUUCUUGACCUAGCUAAGAGAAGUAUCUUAGACAAGCUGCACUUCAGUCAGACCCCAACACUGAGCCGACCAGUGCCCAGAGCUGCUCUGAGGACAGCACUGCAGCACCUCCAUGGUCCCCCACGGGGGGUGCUCCCAGAAGCUAACAAAGCACAGGAAUAUGAGAUCAUCAGCUUUGCUAAGACAGGUUUUUCCACCAUCAACCAGACGCGUCUUGAUUUCCACUUCUCAUCUGAUAAAACUGCUGGGGUCUUGGAGGUCCAGAAGGCCAGUUUCACCUUCUUUGUGCAGUUCCUUCCCAAUGCUACUGGAACUUUGACAGUGAAGGUCCUUGUGCCAGGCUCACACAAUACCAAUCUUACCUUGGUCCCCAGGCACCUGCUGGAGGCAGAUGCCAGUGGCUGGUACCAGCUCUUCCUGGGCCCCGAAGCUCUGGCUGCCUGCAGCCAAGGGCACCUGACCCUGGAGUUGGUCCUUGAUGACCAAGCACAGGGCUCAGUCAUCCUGGAUGAGGCUACCCACAGACCUUUUGUGGCAGCCCAAGUUAGAGUUGGAGGGAAACAUCUUGUUCGCCGGCGAGGUAUUGAUUGUCAGGAUGGGUCCAGGAUGUGUUGUCGACAAGAGUUCUUCGUGGAUUUCCGUGAGAUUGGCUGGCACAACUGGAUCAUCCAGCCUGAGGGCUACGCAAUGAACUUCUGCACAGGGCAGUGCCCAUUGCAUGUGGCAGGCAUGUCUGGCAUUGCUGCCUCCUUUCACACAUCAGUGUUCAAUCUGCUCAAGACCAAUACAGCAGGCACUGCUGGAGGUGGCUCAUGCUGUGUGCCCACUGCCCGGAGGCCCCUAUCUCUGCUCUACUAUGACAGAGACAGUAACAUUGUCAAGACUGACAUACCUGACAUGGUGGUAGAGGCCUGUGGAUGCAGUUAG